This is a messenger RNA of Plodia interpunctella (Indianmeal moth), 1556 nucleotides long. RefSeq lists its product as uncharacterized. Lineage: Eukaryota; Metazoa; Arthropoda; Insecta; Lepidoptera; Pyralidae. Gene Ontology annotation, cellular component: membrane. The coding region runs from base 48 to 1298 and encodes 416 amino acids. The transcript has 4 exons. The record is from RefSeq and is a predicted model, not a curated record. Gene Ontology annotation, biological process: sensory perception of taste.
CCAUAUUUUGCAUUUAUGUGCAAAAGUUAAAUUAAAAUCAAUAAACCAUGCAAAUACACGACGUGACUAUCACUAAAAACGUCCAAAACAUUUUUAGCUCAUUUUCUACAUUAAAUAUAUUUUUAAAUGUCUUUGCUUUACACUCAAAUGGAGAAAGUGGAACGAUUCCCAACAAAUAUUACGUAAUAUUUAGAAGUGUCGCCGCUACCACCAUCUUGGGAUCGAUAAAUUUUUAUACUUUGUACUUUAAAGUGUCAAAUGUUUACGAUCAAAUCAAUGCGUCGAUAAAAUACACAGACGCCGUGCAAAUGGUAUACGACUUUUGGCAAUACACGAUCGAUCUAUACUUCGUAUAUCAAUACGGCAGAGAGAUGAGCGUGGAAUAUUUCAAAUUGUACGGAAACAUCGACAAGACACUCGGCGUCCAUUAUUAUUCAGCUUUGAGACGCAAACUGUUGAAAUUAAUAUCAAUAUUCCUAUGUAUUUGGUUGUUAAGUUCUAUUUGUGAUUUCGCAGCGUGGGCGUUGAGUAUUGGCUGGAUCAUUCCGACCAUGUUUUCAGUUGCGUAUUUUUACCUUUUGAUAAAAAUUCUGACUACUCUGGACUUGUCUGCUCACGCUUUCCACAUAGAAUGCCGACUUCGAAGCAUAUGUGAUUUGUUGCAAGAUUGCUAUAGAAGAGUUGACUGUUCAUCAGGAGCAGUGGAUUACAUUCAUAACAAAGAUUGGUUAUAUUCGGACGCGUGUACGCGCGUCCUGAAACUACAAAUGCAAUACGAUCCUAACAAAAUCCCGUACAACAUUUCCCGUGAUGUGAAAUCAUUGAGUAAAGUAUAUCUGAUGUUGUUGGAGCAAGUGGCAUUCAUAAACACAAUGUUUGGUGUAAGGAUUCUACUGAAUAUAUUAAGUUUCUUGAUAGAUAUGAUUCGGUUCACUAAUAUCGCUGUGAGGGUGUUAAUCGGAUCACAGCACACGACCUAUGACACGGGCUAUUGGCCAGGUCUGUCGAGCACGCUGCGCCUGCUCACUUGCGUCGCCGUUCUCCUCAGUUUGGUGUGUCAGUGUGAGAAUGUGUACAGGCAAAACGACAACCUGCUCAAUGUGAUUGACCACCUGCUUAUCAACAAGAAACCAUCCGAUCUCUUACGGCACGACGCAACGCAACUCCGAGACCUGAUCAAAUCUAGACCAAUCAGAUUCAACAUGGUGAACUUCCUUACUCUCAAUAAUUCUCUAUUGCUAUCUCUUACUUCUGUGGUCGUUACUUACACUAUUAUUAUUCUACAAAGCGUAAAUUAAAAAGCUUCAUUUAAUUAAUUUGAGCCUUAAGCUUUAUUUAAUAAAUUAAUAUAUUUGAACUUUAUUUAAUUUUUUAUUUAUUUAUUAUUGAAAUAUUACGGUAAAUACUUAAGGUAUUACAUUCCCCGUAUUUACACCUGCAGUUUUAUACAUUUAAAUUUAUUUUACCUAUGGAUAUGACCUUGGGUCGUUAAUUCCAAAUAUCAUCAAAAUCAGUCUAGCGGUUUCGCCGAGAAAGCGGACAAAAACACAAGUCAG